Anarrhichthys ocellatus (wolf-eel) is the source of this 1784-nucleotide messenger RNA. Its product is annotated as fibroblast growth factor 8-like. The transcript is spliced from 4 exons. NCBI's taxonomy places the organism in Eukaryota, Metazoa, Chordata, Actinopteri, Perciformes, Anarhichadidae. Gene Ontology annotation, molecular function: growth factor activity. Bases 568 to 1008 code for a protein of 146 amino acids. The record is from RefSeq and is a predicted model, not a curated record.
CAACCUCCAGUCCCUGCAGUCACAAGCGAGCGAAGAAGCAGCAGCAGCAGAAUAGAGCACUGAAGGCAGCCCGAGUCUCCUCUAUACGCACGGGAUCUCACACACAUACACACACACACACACACACACACACACACGCACACACGCACCUGAGGGCCGCAGAGGAUUACAAACCACGAGGAAUAGUCUGACAGCCCGGGACCAACUUGUUUGUUAACAUGAAUAUAUAUGUAUAAAUAUAGGGGAACAAAAUCCUGCAGCGCUUUUCCAAAAAAAAAAAAACUUCAACGCACAGCUCCGCUUCUGCAAGUGCACUUAGACUUUGCGUAGCCUUCAUUCAGUAAUCACUGAUACUUGAGCCAGUUAUGGACUUUUUUUUGACGAGGAGUGUGCUCGCUGCGCAUGCAUGAGCCCCUCUCUGACCGUUUUUUUCUUCUUCUUCUUUUUGUGUUGUGGAUUUCGGUGAAAUAUUUGGACUUGAGUUUUUGACUUGCAACGAGGUCGGCUGGACUUCGCAGCCCUGGUGAGAAUUUACUGGAAGAGCCUUUUUUUGAACCUCCAUCCAACAUGCGACCUAUCGCAUCCAAACUCAGCUAUCUGUGUCUACACUUGUUUGCAUUCUGCUACCACGCUGAGGUAACCAAUCAGUCCCCGCCUAAUUUCACGCAGCAUGUAAGCGAGCAGAGCAAAGUGACGGACCGCGUGAGCCGCAGGUUGAUCCGGGUCUACCAGCUGUACAGCCGGACCAGCGGAAAGCAUGUGCAGGUCCUGCCCAACAAGAAGAUCAACGCCAUGGCCGACGACGGGGACGUGCACGCUAAACUCAUCGUGGAGACGGACACAUUCGGGAGCCGAGUGCGCAUCAAGGGAGCCGAGACGGGCUUCUACAUCUGCAUGAACAAGAGGGGGAAGCUCAUCGGCAAGGUGAGAAGAAAAGUCGAUCUCGAGCAGCAGAAGGCAAGAGUUCUCUCGGGUGGACUUCUGUUUUGUAAAAAGGCAAACUGUUGAGAGCGGAGAAUUCAAAAUCGUCCAUUAGUCUUUGGUGUGUCAUUAGCUCCGGUGCUCCAUGCCAUAACCUUGGAAUAUAUUUUGGGAGAAGUGUUUUUAAAGAUUGACGUCGACAGUAGGAGCCACAGACAGGUCGGAAAGUAUAGAGACAGAGACAUAGUUUUAUAUGGGAUUUGUUGACGAUAAGAUUAUUCAAAAAUAAUUCCAACCUUCAGACCAUAUCUUCAAAACCACUGGGGGCAUUGCUUUUGUUUAGACUCACAACUUUUAAGGUGCUACACGCAAAAGUUAGAUCGAAUCUAUUGCCUCCAAGCAGCUGAGCCGACGGCUUGCAGCUAACGGCGCUAACAGUGCAAACGACGGCAACGGUGCCGACGGAGCUUUUACCUGGGGGUGGGCGGUACGCUUCCGCGGACGACGACAAGCCUCCAUUAUAUGUUCCGCAAAAAGCUCCUCGCACGGACAUGAGAUGGCGCGGAAUUGUGACGAGCAAACGUUUUUGAUCUUUUAUACUCCGUGUGGGUUCAUCCUCUUGCGUCGAAACUGACAUUCUCAAUGGUCCUAGAAAAUGAACCUUUCAGAAAAGAUGACGUGCAAGAUUAUGUAUGGUGAUUUCCUCUAGUUUAAUGAUAGUUAUAUAUAUAUAAGCAUGCGCUUUUUGGUUAGGGUUUAGUUUAGUACCGGAUGUGUAUUCGUUGCUGUCAUGUGAGUGUGUAGGUGUGUCUGUUUGAGGCUCGAGCUAUCUCACUGUGACGGCUAAUAAACAGAGCUGCCAG